AGUAAAAUUUAACAUAAUCGGUUUGGACAUUAAAGUGAUUAAUUCGUAAACGUAAUUUGGCAGUGAGGUAAUCAAAACUUUUUUAAUGGAAUAAAUAGAAAAGCACAUAUUAAAAAAAUAUUGUAAGCUCACCACAUAAACGCACUUUGUGAAAAAUCUUAGUUUAUUCAUUUUGGAAGUAAUGGACAGUCAGGCACCAGCAGAUGGUUACUUAUUGGACAUAGUUGAUAAUAAGUGGCGUGAAGAAGAAUUACCCUUCGAUCAAAUUAUUGUACCAGCUGAAAAGUUACCUGACCCAGAAGCAGAUGGUGGUGAUUCGCAUUUAACUUUAAGUGAACAGGAACAAAAAUGGACCGAUUUGGCCUUAGGAACUUUGGCACCAGAGUCUUCAUUAUGUGAUCAAUUAAAUCUCACAACUAUUUAAAUUAAUUCAAAAAA
Messenger RNA from Teleopsis dalmanni, 438 nucleotides. RefSeq names its product anaphase-promoting complex subunit 13-like. The coding region runs from base 182 to 424 and encodes 80 amino acids. The record is from RefSeq and is a predicted model, not a curated record. The transcript has 3 exons. Gene Ontology annotation, biological process: protein K11-linked ubiquitination. Gene Ontology annotation, cellular component: anaphase-promoting complex. Lineage: Eukaryota; Metazoa; Arthropoda; Insecta; Diptera; Diopsidae.